This is a messenger RNA of Colossoma macropomum (tambaqui), 6827 nucleotides long. RefSeq names its product regulatory factor X, 1b (influences HLA class II expression) (gene rfx1b). Gene Ontology annotation, biological process: regulation of transcription by RNA polymerase II. Lineage: Eukaryota; Metazoa; Chordata; Actinopteri; Characiformes; Serrasalmidae. The record is from RefSeq and is a predicted model, not a curated record. The transcript has 18 exons. The coding region runs from base 149 to 2692 and encodes 847 amino acids. Gene Ontology annotation, molecular function: RNA polymerase II cis-regulatory region sequence-specific DNA binding; DNA-binding transcription factor activity, RNA polymerase II-specific. Gene Ontology annotation, cellular component: nucleus.
AGCAACAGUUGCCCCGGUGAGGACGAGGCGCCAUAGUCACGGUAGCCCUGGCGACAAGAACCAAGCAACGGGAAUCAACAACAACAACAGCCCGAUCCGCUAAAGAGCGAGAAAAGAAAAAACAAACAAAACUUCAUCUGUAGUUGUCAUGGCGACUCCAGGGUUUGCAGAGGACCUACAGCCCUCCCAGCCCCAAGGGGGUAGCAUAACCACAUCCAAAGCUGUCCAGCAGAAAACCACGCCCACUGCCACGCCCCAGUUCCUCCCAGAGAUACAGAGCCCUUCUAGCUCCGCCCCUUCGCAGACAGUCCCCACUGCUAGACCUAGUCAGGCCACGCCCCCGGGGAGCCAGAAGAAGACGGUUUUGGCCAUACCUCCUCAAGUAACCGUGGCAGCAGUGCCUUAUGUUGCCUCAGAGAUUCAGAGCUCCGCCUCACAGUCCAGCAAUGGCCAGAGCACGCCACAGUACAUAGUGGUCACUGUUACCGAAGGGUCUCUCCAUUCUAACGAUUCCGUGUCAGACUCCAGUCCACCUCCUACUGUCCAGACAGGUGUGCCCACUCAUGUAGUUCAACAGGUGCAGACUGUGCAGCAGAGGUCAGUGGUGCAGACCACAGUGAAAAGCCAGACUAGCCAGCUGGGGGUUGCCAACCUGCACAUCACUCCUGAGAUCUCUCAGGUCGGGCAGCAUGUGUACCCCAGCCAGGUUCAGUACGUGGAAGGUGAUGGCAACUACAACAACACAGCCAUUCGUUCCAGUACUUAUCCAUACACAGACUCCACCCUCUACACUCAGGCCACGCCUUCUGGCACGUACUAUGAAGCCCCACCCACGUCCACCUCUCAGGUUCCCACCCCUGUGACCUCUCAGCCAGUGUCCGUGACUACAGGGUCAGGCAGUGGAGCGGCACCCAUGUUCUCCGGAGGUGGUACGGGGGUAACCGUGGUGACAGGUGGCACCUCCUCCAGUGGUGCGGGCGGAACUGGGGGCGGGACCAGUGGAGGAGGGGCAGGGAGUUACGUGGUUCAGGGGGGAUACAUGCUGAGUGGAAGCCAGAAUUACUCCCCCACCCCACGUGCCUCACCUGCUACUCUGCAGUGGUUGUUUGAUAAUUAUGAAACAGCUGAAGGUGUCAGUCUUCCUCGCUGCACUCUGUACUGUCACUACCUGCUGCACUGUCAGGAGGCCAAGCUGGAGCCCGUUAACGCAGCGUCCUUCGGCAAGCUCAUCCGAUCUGUCUUCAUGGGCUUACGCACCAGGCGCCUGGGGACCAGAGGGAACUCCAAGUACCACUACUAUGGGCUUCGGAUCAAGAGCAGCUCCCCCCUGCAAAGGCUAAUGGAGGACCAGCAGUACCUGGCCAUGAGACAGCAGCCCUUCUCCCAUAAGCACAAGAUAAAGCCGGUGCAGAAAGUUGAAGGAAUGACCAACGGGAUGGCGAUGGGGGUGGGCUCAGGACAGGGGGGGGGGCUGGUUGACAUCAGCUCUCAAGUUCAGCACUAUCAGCAGUUUUUAGAGGCAUCCCGCUCUCUGCCAGAGUUUCCAGAUAUUGAUCUCCAAGGGAAGCCCCUGCCAGACGGAAUUCUUCCAGAGCACAUUCGGGCGUUCCAGCAGCUCUACAGAGAACACUGCGAGGCUAUCGUGGAUGUGAUGGUGAACCUGCAGUUUACUCUGGUAGAGACUCUGUGGAAGAGCUUCUGGAGAUUCACUGAGGGCCCGAACAAUGACAUGGAUAUGGAUCUUCAUGGUGAAUCAGAGAAGCGGUUGCCGAAGGUAUGUUUGGUGCUGCUGUGUAAAUAUGAGCCUGUUUUGCGCUGGAGCCGCAACUGUGACAACACCCUCUACCAGACUCUAGUGGAAAUCCUCAUUCCUGAUGUCCUCAGACCCAUACCCAGUGCCUUAACCCAAGCUAUCCGAAACUGUGCCAAAAGCUUAGAGAACUGGCUCACCAGUGCCAUGAUGAACAUACCAGAGGAGAUGGUCCGAAUCAAGGUUGUGUGUGCAGGAGCGUUUGCACAGACUCUGCGCAGGUACACUUCUCUGAAUCACCUGGCCCAGGCCGCCCGGGCUGUGCUGCAGAACUCAGCCCAAAUCACCCAGAUGCUCAAUGACCUCAACAGAGUGGACUUCACUAACGUACAGGAGCAGGCAUCGUGGGUGUGCGUGUGUGAUGAGCGGAUGGUGCAGCGGAUCGAGCAGGACUUUAAGAUGACCCUGCAGCAGCAGAAGUCUUUGGAGCAGUGGGCGGCCUGGCUGGACGGAGUUGUCUCCCAGGUCCUAAAGCCCUACAGCUCCAGCCCGGGAUUUCCCAAAGCUGCUAAACUCUUUCUGCUCAAGUGGAGCUUCUACAGCUCUAUGGUGAUCAGGGAUCUGACCCUGCGCAGUGCGGCCAGUUUCGGCUCUUUCCAUCUCAUCCGCCUGCUCUAUGAUGAGUACAUGUAUUACCUGGUGGAGCACAGGGUGGCCCAGGCCAAAGGAGAAACGCCUAUCGCUGUAAUGGGAGAGCUUUCCAGCCUGAGUCGGAAUAUGGAUGCAUCAGACGUUGAGAAAGAAGAGGAGGAAGAGGAGGAUGACGAGAGUGACGAAGAUCAGAUGUGCGUUAUGGCCGACUCGGCUGCUGUGGCGGAGGAGUCUCUGGAGCCGCCCACCAAACUAGCCAGAACGGACCCCUUCAACAGCGCACACAACUAAAGCACACAUUCAACUCCACACACGACCAUCACAUACAAACACACACAUUUACAUCUCUAAACCCACUUAUACAGACAGAACUAACACACACAGCUUUUUUAUUAGAUAUUCUCAUCUUAGUGCCAUGCAGUCAUCUGCCUUAUCCUUUACCAAACUACUCUAUUGCCUCUAUACGAUAGUGUAAUGUAUUGAUGUUUAAUGCCUUAAAUUGAUUUCAGUGAUAAUGCCUUAAGUAUACACAUAGCCCAUUUGUGUGAUAGCGUUUACAGUAUAAAUAUUAUACAUAGAGAGUGACUGUGUAUGUCAGAGUGUGUUUAUGUUUGCAUACGGGCAAAGAAGCGCGUUUCAUUGUCAGAAACAACAGGCAGAAAACGUAAAAAUGAGCCAAGACGCUAAACAGAAACAGCGCUUUAUCUGAAACGUCACUCCCACUGUGACAUUUCUGACUAGAAAAUAAACAAGAUUUUAAUAAGUCACACAACCACACUAAAGUAAUGCUAACUAAGACACUGUAAUGGUCACUGUGCACUAGCUUGGCAAGCUAUCAUCCAGCUCAAGUGGCCAUCACAGUCACCUGUUCUUUGGGGUUUGGUGGAGAAAUGGUGCACUGAGGCGUUUGUGCUUUAUUGCUUAUUGUAAACAAAACUUUUGCUCAUACAGUUGGAUAAAAAGCUUAAAGUCCCCCAGUCAAAUGGCAUGUUUUGUCGAUUUUCUAAGUAAAAAAAAUCAGGAAAUUUAUAAAAAGACGUUUACAUUCAAAGUAUAAAUAAAAAUAGUUUAUUUCCUUGUUAGAAAUGUUACAGCGGGAGCUACAAGUUCAGAUAAGCCCCUUUUUCGUUUGGUGCCUUGGCUCCACCUGCAGAUCGAAGCCUGAAAAUAAAAGUGAAAUCAGCCUGGUUCCUUUUCUGUUUUUGUGCUUUUGUCGAGAUUUUAUUUUCUGUUUCUCGAAGCGGAAUAAGACAUUUUAGUCACUUUUUAUAUUUUCUGCCGUUUCUGACAAUGAAAGCGAGAAAUGCCUUGUUUGUUUUUUUCAUUUCUCAUGUUUGGAUUUUGAAACGAGAAUCAGAUAACCAUUCGUUUUUUUCAUUUUUUCAAUUUCUGCUUUCAUUUUUUUUCAUUUCUGUCACUGGAAUGAAAAUAAAAUGAGCAAAAAUGACCACCAGUGAUUAUGAUGGACUAAAUAACAGGAAAACGGAAAAUUCUAACAAAAAAAAAACACAGCCGCCCACAAUCAAAGAAGAAAACAUUAUUUGUAUUAUCUCCCUCACUCUGUUCUGUCAGUCAUCAUGUUUUUCAUUGCUUUGCACUGCCUUGAUUUGCUUCAUAGAAGUAGCAGCUUUGUCACUUUUUCACAGGAAACGGUGGCAUGAUUUCAUGUACACGAUGCUGUCUGGCCCCCUGUAGCCUUCACACGUUUUUAGCAGCCUUAGCGUUUUUGUAUGAAGCGCUCCACACUACCCGAUUUUCAUCGUGGGUUCCAGUUAGGGCUGAGUAGCACUUAUUACUUGGAUACUUUCAGUAUCGAUAUCUAAAUUUUAAUACUGAUGCCUGAACGUUCUGUACUUAUUUCAGCACCUUGUUUUAAAUUACAGACCAAGAGUGGGCGUGGCUUUAACCAUAAAUGAGUGUAAUAUAUUUAUUUAAAAAAUAAUCAAGAAGCGCUGAUGUUAAAACAUGCAUUAGAGACAUCAUUAUAGAUUUAAAAGCACUGAACAGUGUGCUGUUGUUUUUGGUUCAGACUUUAGUGAGAUCAGAUUAUGUUUAGUGAAUCGAUUCUUUAAAUUCACAACGCGAAAUCUGACUUUUCUUAUCUGUUCGGCAGCACAAAUUUGUAUAUAAUUUUAUUUCCCCUACGCUCAUCUUGAUAGUAUCUUAUUGGCUUGUUGUGCAGCAAAACAGCACAUAUGAAACAAAUGAAUACACAGCUGAAAGUUAUAGUCAGUAUAUUAUGUGUUCAGAGUGCCGCUGUGUUUAGCAUCUCAGCCAUUGGCUAAAACGUCUGCAAAUCAGCAAAUGUUUGGAAAGUGAAAGGAAUGAAUCUUUUAGCGUAGCGAUUCAAAAAAACUACCCAAAACUUUUGUGCUAUUUUUUAAAAUCCAGGCUUUUAGUUGCCUUAUCUACGCUCCGCCCACACAAGCAUUCUUUCAUAGCUACUGUUGCUGGGUUGCCUGAGUGUUUACAAAAUUCCAUUCAACCUAAAGAGAAACUGCAGCUCAAAACUCAGUUUUUUUACUUUGUACAUCCUAAAAAGAUUCAUUCAAGAAAGUGCAGGGCACGGAUGAGCGAAUCUGCAGCAUCACGGAAAAUCAUGUAGUGUGAAAUACAGUGGAGUCCAGAAGUCUGAGAACACAUCGUUUCUUUUCAUUUAUCCUGGAAGUUAUGUUAUCGUGGAAGUUAUGACAAGUACAAAGCAGGUUCAGCACUUUUCCUUGGACCUUCCUUGGAGAUUGAUGCAUAUUUAUAACAUUGACGAUAUCCUAAAUAUUUUAGUAUUUUAUAUUUUUCCUUGAGGCCCAGUCUUAACAUUUGUGGGAUGUUUUAAAGUCAUAAUUCAUUUCUACAUGACCAUUUUCAGCCUCUCUUAAUUCCUUAGAAGUAAACAGGCUGUUUUAGUUAAUUCCCCUUAAGACUAAUAUAUGUAAAUGAUCUCUGUUCUGAUUGGCUCCCCUGUACCAUGCCUCAUUCAAACAGCAGUCUGGGCUGAAAAACCCCUUUAACUUUAGCGUGAGUGGCCGAGGCUGAACUGCUGUAGGAUGAAUAGGCAGACAUAUGUAAAUAGGUGUGUCCUAAUUCAGGGGCUGCAUCCUACGAAGGACAGGUGUGUCCUUUGAAGGCUGCGUAGUCUCGCGAAGGCUGAACUGAAAUGAGAUGGUCUGCCCUACAGCGGUCUUCCUGUUUGCGUCACAGCACCGCUGUUCCCACCCCCUUACUGCUGCAUCACGAAACACCACUCCUGUCAAGUUCUUUAAAGAUAGAGCCACAAACGUUGAUUUUAGUGGGGUUUUUUUUGUUUAUUAGAGCUGGAGACCCCCUGCAGUCUUAAAACAAAACGGAAACGUUAGCAUAGGUUUUGCUUCAGACCACAUCAUUUUUUUAAACGUUUGUAUCUUCAGCUGUUCGACUCAGUUUAAACCCAAUACUUAUAUAUUUAAAGUGUCCCCUCAGCCACUGUUCGCUCCUCUGCUGACGCCGCCAUGUUCUCGAAUCCUCGUCAGCAUGCAAUGAACCUUUGGAUAUAUGCUGGCAAAGGAUCCACCUGUUGGAUCUUUAGUUGCCAUGGAAAAGAAGGACACAUUUCUCGGCUGCAUAUGAAAGAGCCUUCAAAAUGGGACAGCCUAGUUGUGCUGCUGUGACGCAAUCGGCCUUCAAAUGCUGCCUCCGAAAGGACGCAGCCCCUGAAUUGGGACGCAGCUCAUGUGUUGGGUUUUGUGACAUCACAGAAACAAUGAGCUGUUUGUGCACUUUUCCACAUAUGGAAUGAGGAGCGAACAGUGUCUUUAGCAAUGUUUACAUACAAUAACAGACUUUUAUUUUCAAAAAGGAGAGGAAAAUUUGGUUUUCCAGGAUAAGAGUCCUUUAAAGCGAAAGGGGGAGCAAAUACUAAAUACUAAGAAAUUCCCAUGUAAUUAGAUGAAAGGUUCUACUCAAAUUGUGCUUGUAGUAUAAUUUGAACACUGUUAGAUCAGAAAAGUAAACAGUCGAGUGGUCUCAGACUUAUGGACCCCACUGUAUGUGGUAAACUGUUGGAAUACGUAGCUUUAAAGUGAGGGAGCAACUUUCUAGCACUCUAAUCUGAGAGAAGACUCUGCUUUAGAGAUUUGGGACUCGACUAGUGAAGAACUUCUUGCUUCUUAGGCUGCCAAGGCAACCAUCCUCCCACAGACCCUGUCAUAUGUGGAGGCUAAUCAUAUUGGUAUGAAAUAUGGUGAAAUAAGGGCAAAGGACUUCAAACUGUGUACAUAACAGCGUAAACCGAGUUUCGUUCGUGCUUUGUUCUUUCUUUACCAUUUGUUAUUUUUGAGCUCUUAAAUAAAAAAAACCCCAACCUGUUGCUUAGCAACACCGCAUCGCUCCUCUCUUUAUAAAGCCAAAAAAACUCCCAAAAUAAGACAAAAUAAAACAUUUCUGUAUAAUA